Molecule: messenger RNA, 778 nt
Organism: Aspergillus campestris IBT 28561
Lineage: Eukaryota; Fungi; Ascomycota; Eurotiomycetes; Eurotiales; Aspergillaceae
Exons: 1
Coding region: 78-536 (152 amino acids)
Source: RefSeq, a predicted model, not a curated record
AAAAUACCAUCUGAGUGAACAAUAAUCAAAUCAACAAAAUAACAAAUACAAUAUAAAAAUCCAAUAAAGAAAAACCAAUGAACCCCCAACCCAAAAAAGGAGUCAAAAAAAAAGAAAAAAAGACGAAGAAAAAGACAAGGAUCCCCCAAACCAUCACCUUCCAGAAACACCAAAGAAAAAUAAACCUUGGACACAUCCGAUUUCAUCCCCCCGACCCUGACAGAAUGGCAAGCCGCAAAGGAACCAACCAUCCACAUGACAUCCACCAAAACUGGGAUCCUGCGCCGGAACGCGCGCUUUGUUCCGGUUCCUCGAUAGGCAUGUUCAUUCCUACUCCAGAAGAAACAGUGAUAGUAGGUACGGAGUACUCCGUAGUCAAUGGUGGUAAAGUAUUGGGUGAAAAUUCCGCAUCAUCAAAUGACCACCGCCGUCACUGCUACGCCGACACGUUCUACGACGUUGGGCGGCAAUAUGGACAGCUUGGGAGCUGCCUUGUGGCGAUGAUAUCCGUUGUGGCGAUGAUAUCCGUUGAUUAGGGGAGGGGAGGCGAGGUAAGGGGUGGGUGAGUGACUUCUCGCGCUACAUGUGUUGUAUACAGUUACAUAUCUUAGGUUGUGUACGGAGUACACACACGCUUAUGUGCACAUCCAUACAAAAAUAUUAUGAUGUGUUCUGUAAAACGAGGAGAAUAUAGAUCAUGCUAUAAUAUAGAUACAUGAUAUUAUAUACCCUGUUGACACUCAGACCCUGCUUUUGACCAGAAACCAAGAAAUUGGAC